Molecule: messenger RNA, 1108 nt
Organism: Suncus etruscus (white-toothed pygmy shrew)
Lineage: Eukaryota; Metazoa; Chordata; Mammalia; Eulipotyphla; Soricidae
Gene: SURF6
Product: surfeit 6
Exons: 5
Coding region: 60-1094 (344 amino acids)
Biological process (GO): ribosomal small subunit biogenesis; ribosomal large subunit biogenesis
Cellular component (GO): nucleolus
Molecular function (GO): DNA binding; RNA binding
Source: RefSeq, a predicted model, not a curated record
UCCGAGCAGGCUGGGUGACAGCAGCACCCGGUGGUCCCCGCGCUUACUUUCCCCGGCUGAUGGCGUCGCUGCGCGCCAAGGACGCUUACCUGCAGGGCCUGGCCCGAAGGAUCUGCGCCCAGCCUGGGCCCGAGCCGCGCGAGCGUCGUCGGGGUGCCAAAUCUCUGGGCUCGGAAGCCACAGGGCCCCCCUCUAGGAAGAGGAAGAAAGCACAGAAGUCCCGGGAGCGGAGGGGGAAGGCAGUACCACCCAAGGCCCAGCUUUCGAGGCAGAACCCCCCAGAAACCCUCCAAGAAGAUGAUGCUGAUGCUGCCACCUCCACGGAGGGCCCUGCAGAACCUGAGUCCAUCUUUGCACUGGAUGUUCUGCGGCAGCGGCUGCAUGACAAGAUCCAGCAGGCCCGGGGCCAGGGUGGCCACAAGGAGCUGUCUGCCGAGGUUCUGGAGAAGAGACGCCGGCGGAAGCAGGAGAGGGACCGAAAGAAGAGGAAACGGAAGGAACUGAGAGAAAAGGCAAAGGCAGCACAGGUGGCCGCAAAAGAGAGCGAGCCGCCACCACCCUCUGAGGUGCCCAGCCAGGAGGCUCAGGGAAGCUCUGAGCUGCUCUUCAACAAGGUGGAGGUGAGCACUGACGAACCCCUUAGCAAGGCUCAGCGGCGUAAGGAGAAGCGGGCCAAGCUCAAGGGGAACCUAACGCCACUGACUGGGAGGAACUACCGGCAGCUGCUGGAGCGGCUGCAGGCGCGGCAGGACCGGCUAGAGGAGCUGAGGGAGCGUGACGCUGGCCAGGCGCGCGAGUUGGAGGCCCGGAUGCAGUGGACCACGAUGCUGUACAAGGCUGAGGGGGUGAAGAUCCGCGACGACGAGCAGCGGCUGCAGGAUGCGCUAAAACGCAAGGAGAAGCGGCGGGCACAGCGAGAGCGUGCAUGGCAGAAGCGCACAGCGCGGGUGGUGCAGGGCAUGCAGCAGCGGCAACAACGCCGCCGACAGAACCUGCAACGCAAGAAGGAGGCCCGUACUGCACGUCGCCUUGACAAGGCCCGCAAGAAGGGCCGCAUUCUGCCCCAGGACCUGGAGCGUGCAGGCCUGAGCUGAGCAUGAACUGCUGC